CUUCUCUAACCAACAAGUGGUAUCAGAGCCCAUUAUCACGCAUUUGGGACCUAAAUUACGAUGGGAGAUAAGGAGGACUCUGGUGGAGGUGAUACUUCAGUCCAAGGAGGCAGCUCAACCCAAGAUUCUGGCAUUGCAGCGCAACGGGGAGCGCGUACAAGCCAGGGGUCACUGCUUAAGGAGGUGCUGAAGAGCUUCACCAUUGAGAAGUUCUCUGGAGAUGGCUAUGAUGAUUGGGCAUGGAAGAUGCAGCUCUACUUUCGACAAAUUGGCCUCUUGAAGCUCAUGAUUGGAACGGAGCCCAGGCCAAAGGAAAUGGCAGAGCAAGCGGACUGGGAUGAACGUUCAUCUGCUGGGUAUUAUCUACUGUCACAAAGCUUGGAGCUGAACCAGAGGCAUCACAUCAUGCAUCUGCUACCGGAAACUGAUUGUGGGCCCAAGGCAUGGGCAGUGCUCAAGGACCUGCACGCUCCGACAUCGGUUGCCGCUUCUCUCAUGCUGGAUCGGGAGCUGUCCAUGCUGCGGUUGAGCGAGAAUGAACCUGUGCAGCCCGUUCUGGACAAGAUGAGGGAACUCUACGCGAAAUUGGCGAUUGCGGGCAUCACGUACCCUGAGCAGACUAAGUGUCUCAAGAUGCUCAGCCUGCUGCCGGAGUCUUGGCUGCAAUUUAUAAGCGGACUCAGCUUGCCACAAAACCAAAGUCAAUGGACAUUGGAGUGGAUUCGCACCAAGAUUCUGGAAGAAGAUUUUCGUCGCUACACACUGCGCGGAGGUGAUGACAGCACCAGCGGCUAUGCCAUGCAAGGGACAUGGAGGGAUCGAGGGCGUGGCAAUCGCGGUCGCUCUUACUACAGCCAAGGUGGUCGCGGGACUUGGAACCAGCGGGGGCGUGGUGGCGCUGGUGCAAGAGGAAGAGGUGGUCACUCCAACAAUGACAACAGUGAACCACGCUUGAGGGGAGAGUGCUGGUAUUGCAAGGAAGAAGGGCAUCCAUGGUUUCGCUGCUCUACCAAGCCCGACUGGUGGACCCCUUGGAACCAAUCGCAAAAGGGGAAUGGAGGAAAGCAACCACGUGGAGGUGCCAACAUGGUAGCUGAUCCUGCUGAAGAAACCUCCAAGGAUGACAGAGGAAUGGGAAAUGAGGAGAGGAAUGCUGGACAGUUCUACCAUGUGUGUGACAAAGAUGACAGUGGCACAGCUGUUGCAAGGGCUGGAGAGGAAUUGCACCCGCUUGACAUGUGGGUCAUGGACUCUGGUGCUGCAUGGACAAUGACACCACGCAAGGAUUUGCUGGAUGCUGUGCGAGCGCCUCCAAUCUCUGAAGUGCGCUCAGCAUCCGGACAUGCAGUGAAGGUCGCUGGAGUUGGUCGAGCUGCAUUCAGAGCACCUGAUGGUGGACUGGUUGUGCUGAAGGAUGUGUUACUCGUACCGGGGCUGAAGGCCAAUCUGAUAUCGCUGCGCAAGCUAGGCCAGGCCGGAGUCAGCACCACCACCAAUGGAUCCAAAACAUUCAAGGGGCUGCGAGGAGAUCGUGUGUUAUGGGAUUUACACGAAAGCAGGGAUGUCUUCAGAUCCAUGUGGCAGAUCCCUGCGCUGAUAUGGGAAUCAACAAAGAAGGAGCUGGGAGUAGUAAAGGCGGGAUCUGGAGUCCAGGGGGAGUGCAAUGCAGUUAGUGCUGCAGGAGUGAUGGUUUCUGCAAGGUCGGGGGAGACUGAUUGGGAAACCGCACACAGGCGUCUAGGGCAUGUGGCUAUGCCAUUGCUGCAGCAACUGCAUAAGGAAGAAGCAGUAAAGGGGCUGAAGCUUUCUGGGCAACCAAAUGAUACCAAGUGCGAGACGUGUCUGCUGAGCAAGUUCACACGGUUCCCCUUUCACGGCGUAGCUGGGCAGCACUGGAACUGGUGCACAUGGACCUGGUAGGACCUUUUCCAGUUCAAGGAAGAAAGGGGGAAAGAUACUUCCUAACAAUAGUUGAUGACUGGAGCCGGCUGAUGUGGGCAUACCCGUUGAAGCAGAAGGAUCAUGCUGCCUCAAUAAUA
Closterium sp. NIES-67 is the source of this 2039-nucleotide messenger RNA. The record is from the annotation of a GenBank genome assembly. NCBI's taxonomy places the organism in Eukaryota, Viridiplantae, Streptophyta, Zygnematophyceae, Desmidiales, Closteriaceae.